AUGUCCGGAAUAAACACACCUGUUUCGAGUACAACAACAUUUGAUUCUCAGCACUCUCGUCAAAGUAGCCUGAAGACCGAUACGUCCGUCGAAGACGAAGUGACUCAAGUGGAAACUUUAGUCAUCGGCGCUGGACCUACUGGAUUAGGAGCAGCUACUCGUCUUCAUCAGCUUGGUAGACCAUACCUCAUCGCAGAUGCAGCCGAAGCUCCAGGUGGAUUAGCGAGUACAGAUUUAACCAAGGAAGGUUUCUUCUUUGAUGUCGGUGGUCACGUUAUCUUCUCGCAUUAUGCUUAUUUCGACGAUGCUAUAAAUCGUGCCCUACCUAAUGCAGACGAUUGGAGUACGCAUCAGAGAAUCAGUUACGUUAGAGUCGCAGGAAGAUGGGUACCAUAUCCUUACCAAAACAACGUAGCUCAAUUACCGCUUGAUCUUCGUGUCAAAUGCAUCGACGGUCUAUUAGCAGCUGCCGAACAUCGAGCUCAAACUCCAGGACAUAAACCAAAAACCUUCGAUGAAUGGAUUAUGAGAAACGUGGGUGAAGGAAUAGCGGAUUCAUUCAUGAGACCUUAUAACUUCAAAGUAUGGGGAACCCCGACCAGCAAUAUGCAGUGUAAAUGGUUGGGUGAAAGAGUCGCGGCGCCUAAUGUUCGAACUGUAAUCAAGAAUGCUUUGACAGGGGAGACAGCAGGGAAUUGGGGACCUAAUGCAACGUUCAAAUUCCCAAUGAAAGAUGGUACAGGUGGCAUUUGGACUGCUGUAGCUGCCAAACUUCCUACAAAAACAUUCAAGUUAGGUAAAUCAGGUCAAGUAAAGAAGAUCAACGGACCGGAGAAAUUGGUUGAAUUUGAUGAUGGCAGUAAAGUGAAAUAUCAAAAUUUGAUCUCUACGAUGGCUUUAGAUGGUUUAUUGGACUGUUUGGAUAUUAAUUCAUCCAGCUCAAAUACAGUUCCAAAGAUGAAAGUCGCCGCAAAGGAAGGUUUGGUCUAUUCAAGUACGAUCGUAUUAGGUAUCGGAAUCAGAGGCACAAGACCCGAACGUAUAGGUGAUAAAUGUUGGUUGUAUUUCCCAGAAGAUGAUGCUCCAUUCUAUAGAGCAACUAUUUUCUCCAACUAUUCACCUUUCAAUUGCCCACAAUCCGAUAUCAAGUUACCCACCUUAAGAAAGGCAGACUCAUCUUUACCAUACGACGAAGAUGUCAAGGAGGGUCCAUAUUGGAGUAUUAUGCUUGAAGUUUGUCAAUCUUCUGAAAAGCCUGUAAACCUGGAGACAUUGAUGGAGGAUACUAUACGUGGAUCAGUAUCAACUGAAUUGAUGCUCCCUACUGAUGAAAUCGUCUCUUUAUACGAAAGAAGGUUCGAUCACGGAUAUCCUACACCAUCACUAGGUCGAGACGGAGCGAUCUCACAGAUUCUUCCAGGAUUGAAAGAAGAAUUCAACAUCCGUUCAAGGGGUAGAUUUGGGUCAUGGAAAUACGAAUGUGGUAACCAAGAUCAUUCAUUCAUGUUAGGUGUCGAAGCUGUCGACAACGCUUUGUUCGGUACUCCCGAAAUGACUUUACAUGAGACUGAUUGGGUCAACGGAAGGAAAAAUCUCGAAAGAAGGCUUCUAUGA
Molecule: messenger RNA, 1614 nt
Organism: Kwoniella shivajii
Lineage: Eukaryota; Fungi; Basidiomycota; Tremellomycetes; Tremellales; Cryptococcaceae
Exons: 7
Coding region: 1-1614 (537 amino acids)
Molecular function (GO): oxidoreductase activity
Source: RefSeq, a predicted model, not a curated record